Messenger RNA from Botrytis deweyae, 9581 nucleotides. RefSeq lists its product as uncharacterized. Lineage: Eukaryota; Fungi; Ascomycota; Leotiomycetes; Helotiales; Sclerotiniaceae. The record is from RefSeq and is a predicted model, not a curated record. Bases 1 to 9336 code for a protein of 3111 amino acids. The transcript has 5 exons.
AUGGUCUCUGACUUACCUCUGGAAUACAUCUUUCAUCAUGUUUUUCUUCCUCCGAAAUUGCCGGACAAGGAGGAUGAGCGAGAGAAAUAUGAUGUUGUACUUACGCAACUUUGUCAACAGGAGCUUCAAAACUUUCAUGAUUUCCUGCCAAGUGAUCAAAGACAACCAGUCAAAAGGAUGAUCGGGAUGAUAGAGGGCAUGAUUCUUGAUUCAUCUGCUACUGGCACACUAUUUUCAAACAUUAUCAAAGGUUUAAAAACAAUGGAAAUUGAAGAUGUUUACGCUUUUCACGUCGAGGCACAAAAUGCAGGAAUAAUAAUUCGACGCCUCUCAUCAGAGUAUUCAUUCGAGAUGUUUGAGCUAUCACCGAGGAAUACAGAUAACAUGGCGACUGUCGGACGAUUACGAAGAUAUUUCCCAGGUCCCGCAAUAGCCAUCCAUCAGAACCGCAUCCAAGAAGAAUCAUUCCAGGAAGCUCUAUCUCAGUGCAUUGAAGAGCUCUCGCGAGAGACGCCAAAUAUUGUCCAAGCGAAAACUCGUAAAGCAAAAGUAUCUGACAUUGAGAUUCGAGACACUGUCGACCCAUCCCUCAUAACCAGCAUGCUUGCGGAGUCUCUGCAUGCCGUUGGUCGUCGUAUUGAUAUCCACCGCAUUCAAAAGAGAACCCGUGAUAUCGUCCAGUGGAAAGAUUGUCUUUAUCCCUGGCGUCGUUCACCCCUUUGGCUCCUUCUCCGAGUCUGCCUUCAGACUGGACUUAUGAAAAGAGAUUGCAAUGAUCCAUCACACUACCAAUACAAAUCUUUUAUGAUCUUUUUCAUGUCCCAAAUUCUAGAACGCGCACUAGAGUCUCCCAUGUCCAGAGAAGUAUUGUUCAUAAUGUCGAUGAAGGUACAACGGCGCUUAGUCAAACUCGAAAAGUUUAUUGACCGUGAGCUACAGCGGCAGAUACAGGAGGUGUUGUCCAAAGUCUCAUCCUACUUGAAAAACAAUGUGCCAAUGCUGUCACACCCAAUAUACCCUGAUAUCGUUGCACUCAACCUGAUAGAAGACACAGCGCUUACCAUGAACUUUCUCCGACCUUACCUUGUCCGUUUACUGGCACGAAAUCAAUCAAAACUAAAACACGCACUUGCUGAACCUUCUUGUCACUUUCGAAACUUUCAAUUGAAUACACAACUCCCGUAUAUGAGUACCCAGUCUUUAGGUUCCCAAAAUAGAGAUCUAAUUCACUUGGAGUUGGCAGACAUCGAACUGUGGGUUCGAGAUCAUUUGGCUAGUUGGCUGAGUACACAUCAAAAAUAUGAGUCAAGUUGUAUCGCUCUGGCAGAUCUCUUAUCUACCUACCAGGAAGUCUCUGAUGAAGCAUAUCAAGGGGUUCCCGAAGACCAGUCCGUUAGAAUCUUGACUUUGCUCGAUCUAUGGGUCGCAUUAGACAAAUGUACAACUUUACAAGAGCCACUUGUAAAGGAUUACAAAUGUGGAUUGACAUCAGACUUGUUCGCUCCUCUAUUGUUACCUACUAAGCCAGAAAUGCUAAGAUUAGCCUCUAUCGAAGAAUACAUUACUAUUAGAAAUGCUGCAUCAUCCGCCGAGAUGCCAUGUAUCUUCUCCACAACAAGCACUGCGAGAAGCUUUCCUGUUCGCUACUUCGAUCAAUCGUCCCAGCACCAGAGGUUACUAGAGAGGAUCAGCUCUGAUGCUCGCUCUGACCGCGAAGCAAAAUUGCUCGAGCUAGAGGCAAAGAUUCGACAGUACAAUUCCUGGAAAGAAAGUGAUCAAUCGACCGAAUGCAGAUAUGAGAAGGUUAUUCGCGGUCGAGGACAUAAACGCCAUGAAGUCACUGUCCACGCGAGUUAUUGUCCGAAAUGCAAUGCAAAAAAUGCGGCCAAGCAAGUCACAAUAGAUGUUUUUGAAUGUCCUCUCCCAGAAAAUGUUUUAGAGGCCAAGUCGAUAACAUUCGAGCUUGACGUGCCUAAAGUCUUUUCAGCUUGGCGCGAUAGCACGUAUGGGCUUCUAGUGGACACUCUAUCAUCAAAGCCAAGAGUUUCUCAGAACAUCGAUUAUUACAAUUUCAGAAACACUGCUUUGGAGCGUUAUGCUCAGAAAUCCUUGGGGAGAAUUCGCUUGGGGUCUCGUAAUAAGCCAUUUGUCAUUUCUCACUAUAAGAACAAGUUUGUUUCUCAGGCUACAGUUGAAAACAUCCUGAAACCAACUGGGCUGAACUACAUGGUUGUAGAUAAUGACGGAUCCGACCAAAUAGCAGUGACGGGUGAUUUCUGCGCAAAUUUGGGUAUCCGAAAGUUAUGCACCAUGAGAUUCGCUCCAGCUUUCAUAAAGCUAGAAGCCUUUCUAGAAGACACAAAGUCUACGACCAACGAUACUCUUGCAAAACAAGCAGACUGCCCGGCCACAUUGACUUUACACGAAUUCUAUCAAUUUGCAUCUCUUAGAUGUGGGAAUUAUCUUCAAUGGCUUAAUAUUCUGCGAGAGAGUGAAGCACGAUUACUUGAUUUGAACUCUGAUGAAGUCUUCCAAAUACUGACACAGACGGCAUGGCAGGUUGGCCCCGCAGCUUGUAAGCUCGCAUGCCGAGAUUCACACCAAGAUCUCGAGGACGAAGCCUUUGGGAUACAUCUUUUACAGGCUUUAAAUUCGAUAGUCUCAAGCGUAGAGUCUAAUUGGCAGAAUGUAAGAGCUGUUCGCGUGGUGAUUAUACUAACCACUCGGUUGCUCAGUGUCUCAACUAAGGAAAAAGUGCACGAGACCUGUAUUCGUCUACUCUUACGUAUUCAGAUUAUUACAAUUGCGUGGACUAGAGAUGUUGUCCGCAUACUCCAUGAUUGCCAGGAGAAAGAUGAGCUUGAAUCACUAAAAAUUCGAGCCCUUGAACUGGCAUUGGCGUGCCAUGGUUCAUUCGACGUCGAAAUCAAUAAUCUUAAUAUUUUGCUCAGCUCCGCCGAAACUCAAACUAUUUUUAUCGAGAGCCUGAUCACAGUUCACGAUAGACGUCCUGCAUUAACUACUGGUCUUGGCAGUAUGAUCCAAUUUGGGUUGAGACGCUUUGAUAGAUUGAAUCAUUCCGCCGAAUCGAUUCUGCGUGGCAUCAUAAUCAAUGAAACCGCCGGUAUUGACAUGACCAUUCAAUCUCUCUGGUCUGGGUAUAAACCUGGAACCCCUUGGAAAGCACUUGAUCUGCCAAACGAAAGAUGGCUAAGAACGAAAACUGCAACAGUCAAUGGCCAAGAAUCACUAUUUGUUGAAUUGAACAUUUUAGACGGAGAAUUGCUCAUCAAUGGAUCUCCACUUGCUCGUCUACCUCGUGAUUAUGAAUCCCAUGCCACUUAUCAACGAAUCUUCGGACAGAAAAUGUUGGAUGUUGUCCCAUCAACAAUGCCCGGCAUGGCUUUUGAGACUAGGAAAGAUGUAUGUGGGCAACAAGUUCAUUUCAAAAUGCUCGGCGACGAAUUAGUGAUUCGAACCCGUAAAGGGGAUGAAUGCUUUGAGGUUAUUCCCAAGCACGUUCUCAUAGACGACUUUCAACAUUCGUUCACAGAAAACUAUAUAUUUAUGCGAAACGAUGAGACCGGUGUCAUACAACUGAGGCCAGUAGAUAUGCCAUGGAAUUCCUCGAACAGUGAAUGGAAAAUUACACAUUCUUCCAACCAAACUUUUCAUUUAAUCAACGGCUCCAUGUCAGCCAUUGAUAUCCGAAGCCCAACAGCUUGCGCUAUAUCAAAAAUCCUCGGAAAUUUAGAGACUCUAAGCCACAUCAACAUGACGCUGAAUCACCAAGACAAAAUCUUGGAGCUACGCCUCCCCCGCUUCAACCUCGACUUUUCCGUUACUGCAGGAGAUUGGAGACUUUUUUCUAAACAAUUUCGAGGAAUGUCCGUGGACAAAAAUCAGGAUAUUGGUACAUUCACUGGCUUGUUUAACAAACUUGUGUUGCGUAGCAACGACGACGCAACGCGAGUUGUGGUCGUUCCAGACGGCGAGAUUGUAUUUACGCGAGAAAAUGAACAUGUUCAAGUGAAAAUCGAUACAGCAUUUACGAGCUCCUGUAGUUAUCAUGACUAUCGAAUCGACCCUCAACUUGGCCGUCUGAUUGAUAAUGGAAGCCUGAAAACUUGUUUAUUCAGAUUAUAUCUUCAUUCUAUAACCUCAGAUGUUAUACCAGAUGCCCUCACAGGCAAGACUGGCACGGAAGAAGCAUUGAAUGGGUUAACUUCCUCAUCUGUAUGGUCAUUCUCAACGCUUUCCUCUAGCGAGAUAGGGUUGCUACUGAAGUUGAGAGAUUUAUCUCCACAAGUUGAAUACUAUCCAGCACAUAAAAAAUCUAUGCAGAUGAUUUCGUGGAAAAAUCUCCCAGUAUUAUCUCAACAUGAACGAUUCUGCAAGCAAGUCGAUCUCAUUUUCACACAUGCUAAGAAACUCGUGCCAUUUCAAACUGCGUCCGAUAAGGAGUACCCGAUUCCCAAAUCAAACGAUCGCAGCAAUCCUAUCCUGAUUUCGGCGGCUAUCAUUAGGAAUGCUGUUUAUCGCGUCGAUGGCUUUGGGGCAGAGGAGUUUACCACGAUUAAAGAUAAAGUAUACGACUCUCGGGACGGAAACUGUGAUGAAAGUCGACGUGCAGAUAUAUACCAAACCGCAGCGUUGGUAUAUUCGUGGUCACAGAACUUGAAGGUUUAUACGGGUUUAUUAGGAAUCAUGAGUUCUUUGUCAAGUCACAUCAUUGGACCUGGUGCAAUCUCAGAAAAUAUCAUUGGAUACGAUUCAAAGUGGUUAGAUACACCCGAGUCUUUCUUGUCUGAAACUUGGUGUGCAAUCUAUCAGCAGCUAUCAGCAAGUAUUGAAACUCGAGAUAAGUAUAAAAUCAUGAUCUUCUUGUCCACGUUGAUCUUCUCGAAAAAUGUCGACCAUUCGCUCGUCCAUACAUUUUUAGCAUUUGCUACAAUGCCGAUUUUUGAUUGCAUCAAAAUACCUCAAUAUCAGCUUUUCCCUCUGUGCGAAGGGUUCGAGCCUGACAGAAAUUCACUUAAAGCUCUCAUCGGCGCUCAGAAAUACGGCUAUGAGAACACACCUGCAAGCAAGCUUGUCAAGAAAGAAGCCGAAACUGAAUGGGAGGUUCACAGUCGAAGACAGCAGACUUAUAUUGACCAAAAUGAAUGUGCUGUUGAAACAGCCCUUCAACAUCUUUUGCUUCAAUGGCCAACUGACAAGCCUAUUGCGUCCACGGAUAAACAUUGUCAAACAUACAUUGACAUAAAAACUGCCACGGUUCAAGCCCAAGCAAAAUUUUCGUCUUGGUUUAAAAACAGCAAAUUCAAGGAAUACAUCCUGCUCCUGGAAUCAGCUCUCAAGAACUCAAACUCAAUUGAUUGCAUGAUCACUCAGCGAUGGUCAGAUUAUGCAAGGCCCACCAGUAAUUAUAAUCCGAACUUUGCUUAUAUUACCCUCAGGAAUCUUCUCCAAAAUGAACCUCCAACUCUUAUUGGUGAAAAUGGAUUGUUCCAGUUCGGUUCACUUCUGGUUAAGAUAUCCAAAUCGUUGGGCAAUGAUAAAAAUCAUAUAAAAGUCUCAGAGCUCUUGGUGGAACUUUCUCGAUACACUUCCGGAACAUUUGAGAAUCAAUACAGCCAUCACCUACAACAAAGUCUGGAUGCUUUGCACGAGAUACCAUGUUUUAAAUUAAAUCCCGCGGUGUCAGCUCACGAUUUCUCAGACUUUUUGGAAAGAAGUCAGGCACUGGUAGACAGCAUGUACCUCAGAAUUAAAGAGCAUUUGUUAAGUUCCAUAAGCGUGUUCGGAGCUACAGAGAACACGACGAUGCUUCCGCGCCUUUCUAGAACCACAAUUCUUGCUCUUAUUGCAACUUCGCAUCCUAUAAAGCUCUCGCAACAGUGGAAGCAGGCAAUUGUGCAUUUUGGCCUGGCUAUAACUGCCCUGCAACGUCUGAAGCGUCUGGUGGCUUGUUGUAGCAAUAAAGCAGAGCUUCUCAUGGAACUUUCAAACUCGGGACAUCAAGGGUGGGACCCGUUGUUGCAUCCGGACUGGCUACUACUUGAAUUGGAGAACGGAAUUCUGAUUCGCAAAGAUCAGGCUGAUAUCAGUAGUGAAAUGAUCGACCCAUCAUCAGGCGCGAACUCUGUCAUGCAAUUGAACAUGGGGCUUGGAAAAUCUUCAGUCAUUGUUCCACUUGUGGCAUCGGCUCUGGCAGACAAGACAAAGUUAUGUCGCGUCGUAGUUCUCAGAGCGCUGUCUAGACAGAUGAGAGAAUUGUUAGUAAGAAAGCUUGGUAAUAUGAUCAAUCGCCGUAUAUAUUUUGUACCAAUCUCACGUGCGCUACAAAUGAGUGCUGAAGGGGCAAAGCAGCUCCGAGAAAUUUACGAGACUUGCAUGGCUUCCGGUGGCGUACUUCUAGUACAGCCAGAGCAUUUACUGUCUUUUGAGUUAAUGGGUCUUGAGAUGGUACUUUCUGGAGAUCAAGAUGCAAAGGUUGUUGGUAAGGUAAUCAAUGACACCCAAGCAUGGCUACUCAAGAAUUGCCGGGAUAUCCUAGAUGAGAGUGACGAGAUAUUGAGUGUACGAUUUGAAUUGAUUUAUACCCUUGGCAGACAAAUGCCUAUCGAGUUUGCUCCUAACCGUUGGGUGCUAAUUCAAAGAAUAUUGUCGAUAUUGACUUCUUGUAUCAAGAAACUUGAUCGAAAAUACAAAGAUGAUUUCGAAAUAGAGAAUUUGCCGGAUAUUAGUGGUAAAUUUGCGAGAUUUCGGAUCCUACAGCCCGAACUCGGUGAUUUACUUCUUAAAAGGGUGGUACAAUCUAUCUGCGAUGAAGGACUCCCUGGAUUAUCAUUCUUCCAAUUUACCAAGAGCAAUCGAGACCUCUUAUACCGAUUUAUCACAGAUUCCAAGAUAGAUGAAGAAGUAAUUCAGCAUUCGAUAUUCGAUGCUGACUCCACGAAAAUGGGCCUUCUACUCCUUCGAGGUCUCUUUGCACACGGAGUUCUACACUUCGCCUUUUCACAUAAGAGGUUUCGGGUUGAUUUCGGUUUGGAUUUGAAACGAUCAUCACUAGCAGUCCCAUACCAUGGGAAAGAUGUGCCUGCAGCCGCAGCAGAGUUUAGCCAUCCAGAAAUGACUAUUUUAUUGACUUGCCUUUCCUACUAUUACGAAGGGCUAUCCAAAAGCCAAGCAAUACGGUGUUUUCGAGAGCUUUUGAGAUCGGACAACAGUCAAGGAGAAUACGAGAAGUGGACCAGAGAUUGCUCCAACAUUGAGACUGAAUUCAAGCAAUUAAGUGGCGUCAAUCUUGAUAACCUACAUCAAUGGUCUGAACAUGUAUACGCACAUUUAAGGCGUUCCAAAGAAAUGAUAGAUUUCUAUCUAAAUCACCUCGUUUUCCCAAAGGAGAUGAAGGAAUUUCCCAAGAAACUUUCUUCAUCGGGUUGGGAUAUUGCUCGGAUCAAAAACCACCCGCUCACUGGCUUCAGCGGAACAAACGACAGCAAGUAUAUCCUCCCGCUCUCAAUACAGCAACGAGAUCUAGAAGAACAACUUUCAACAAAUGCAGAAGUGCUCGCAUGCUUAUUGCAGUCUGAAAACAAAUUUGAUUCCACGGUCAAGAGUGAAGAUUUCAAUGCGGAAAUCCUCCUAAACCUUGCCGUAACGUCGAAACCUACAAUAAGGGUAAUUCUUGAUGUUGGGGCACAGGUUUUGGAGCUAAAAAAUGAAGAGGUUGCUAGUAGAUGGUUAGCAAAACUUCCAGUUACUGAGGUACACGCGGCGGUAUUCUUUGAUUCUUCAGAUGAGCUUUGCGUUCUGAACCGUGAUGGGGUGACCGAACCCCUCACUAUCUCGCCAUUUGCUAAGCAGAUGGACCGAUGUGUGAUUUAUCUCGAUGAAUCUCACACACGUGGAACAGACUUGAAACUUCCAGUCAGCUAUCGUGCUAUUGUUACACUUGGACCAGAUCUGAACAAAGAUCGUCUCGCACAAGCAUGUAAGCGUAUGAGAAAACUGGGAAAGGGCCAGUCAGUAUUAUUUUGUGCGCCGAAAGAUAUCCAACGAAAAAUAAUACACUCCACGAACAUGACCCAGUCUGACCAAAUCGAAGUCAAGCAUGUUCUUUUGUGGUGUAUAAGAAAUACAUUAGACCAAGUUCGAAAGUCUGUUGUACCUUGGGCAAUUCAAGGAAAGCGUCAUUAUGAGCGACUUGAGGCUCUAAGCGCAAAUCCUGGUAUUGUCCCUGCAUCUAUUCAAGAAGACGAAGCACAGAGCCUGGAAGAGAGAUACGGAUUCGGCAAAGAAAAAGCUGACGGGCGUUGGCUGGCUGACACAGCUCCUAACACAGACAUGGAAUACUCUGCCGAACUCAUCGCUAUUCGGAAGAAAUGUGCCCAAUUUGGUUUUAAUUCUUUUGCAGGUGCCAGUUUACACGAAGAACAAGAACGUGAAUUGCAACCAGAGAAAGAAUGGGAGAUACAGCGUGAGCAUGCCCCAAGUGUACCAGCUUCAAAACAUAAAUUGCAUGCCGAUGUCAGAAAUCUGGCCACGACCGGUGUUAUGGUCCACAGCGCUCCGAGUGGAUUUUUGCCUGCUUUUGAUGUUUUCAAGAACACAUCAGCAAAAGGAUUAUUCGAUAUAUCCAAGUGGCCCAGGGAUCUUUGGGUCACUCGAGACUUUGCGCAGACUGUGGUAAUGCACAAAUUUGGCGAGAUUGAUACAUUUUUACGUCCUGUCAACUGGGUCGUUACAUCUGAGGGCAAAAAUGGUUUGUCAUUCUGUGUAAUAUUUAGCCCUUUCGAAGUUCAAGAGUUACGCUUUGUCAUAGAACAACAUAAGAAAGUCAUUUUGAGCAUCUAUUCGCCACGCUUGAGCCUCUCUUCAAGGUCAUUCGAGAGCCUUGAUGUUCACAAAAUUCCAAAAGGUUCGAAGCUACCAUCAAUUCAUCCACGUAUUAUCAUGCUUUUAAACCUUUUUGCUGGGCAGCUAUAUCUUCGAAGCCACGAUGAAUACAUUCGCCUUUGCCAAUUCCUCGGACUCUGUUAUUAUCCGCCUCAGAAUGACGUCGAGAUUGGUUGUGAUAAUUUUGUUCCUUUAUCAAAUCGUGCAUCGUUCGAUCCCGUUAUGAAGGAGGUUUGCCCUUUCGAGGAGAGUCCGGUUGAUUUUCUACAAAAAGUAUUUGCGUUGAGACGAAAAGGGCAGAGUUUUGAGAAUACACAUAUGGGCAGGAUCCUGAAUGGAGAGUUAUUGAGUAGGAAUGAUUUCGAUGACGAUGGAGGUGGAGGUGGAGGUGAAAUUGACGGAGAGAUUGAAGAUGGUGGGACCGUUGAAUGAAAGCGAUGGGAGCAACGGAAUUAAAGGGUUAACGAGAUUGAUGAGCGCCUGAGUGAUGAAGACUUGUUCAGUAAGAUUCAUUGCCUUUGAAUCACUUGCAACUUCACACAGCUAUUUGUAUUGUAGAAUAUUAAGAUUCCCUUGCUGAGAGACCAAUUGUUUGCUCUUUGUCCUGCUUAUCAGAUCGCUGCGUAGACGAUGAUGUAGAUUGAGUUUAUUAUAAGAUUAUCGAAAUCUAGAAGUCC